AUGCAAAAUACACGAAUUUUUGUCACGAGCGACUCAGAGCAAGCAUCGUCAAGCAUAGUUCGUCAAUUUCCAAAUCAAACUUUAACAAUACCUGGUCCAAUCCUUCAUGUUGAUCGUCCAGCUAAUGGUAUUCAUCGUCUUCAUGGAUUUCUCAAAGUAGUUGCCGAUUUUUACGUGUUAGGAGAAUGCCACAUGAGUAUUUUGACAGCUAGUGGAUUUUCGGCAUUAGCCAAUCGACGACGGGCAGAACCAUACCAAAACUUAUUUAAAUAUGAUGACUCGAAUAGGCGAAUCGAACGCUGUCACGAUAUCUACCAAGAUCCACAGCCACCAAAAACCGUGAUCGUUGGAAAGUAUUGUAGAGUCGUUUUCAAUUGUUCUUCUCGUAAAAUGUGA
Rotaria sp. Silwood2 is the source of this 396-nucleotide messenger RNA. Lineage: Eukaryota; Metazoa; Rotifera; Eurotatoria; Philodinida; Philodinidae. The record is from the annotation of a GenBank genome assembly.